AAAACAGCUGCCCCCCAGUUCUGCCGCCGUAGUAUCUCCUCUGCUAACAAGUGGAAUUUUUCCGGCGAGGAAACAGAAAAGGGUAGUGAGUGAAAUCAAUCUUUGAAGUUUCUCUUCAAAUAAGCGGUGAACUCUGCAAUCAAAUCAUUAUGCCGGGUAGAAACAAGGCGUCGGAGGACAAACUUAGUCAUGCCACGCAGCUUAGCGCUCUUCCUCAGGAGCGAGAAUGCUAUGAAGGGGAACGGCUUGUUCUUCUGCUCAAAUCAAUUCAGAGAGGAAUAGAGUCAUCUAGAGCUUUGGAUGGGAACACCUUGCCUGAAAAAAUAUGGUUCAAGCAACAAUUUGCAGUUGGUGUCAAUGAUGUGACUCGCGUGCUUGAACGAAUGGCACCAAGUAUUGAGGCCGGAAGCUCUCACCAUAAGCCUAAUGUGUUGUGUAGCAAAAGGAGAGCUCCUUCAGUCCAGCUUCAGGCUGUUCUGUUAGCUGCUGAUUGCAAUCCCAAAGGGCUAACAAAGCACCUGCCAGGCUUAGCUUCUUCAAGGAAGGUUCCGCUAAUCUUUAUCAAAGACAACAAAAUGGGGUCUUUAAGAUUGGGUGAGCUCGUUAAGAUAAAAACGGCAAUUGCUAUUGGAGUAAAGGUUCAAGGAAACACUAUCAAUCAAAUAAUUGAACAAAUUCUUCAUGGCGAUGAAGUGAAUCAUGGAGCUCUGGCUGAACUCCUCUAACAUAUGUAAUGCAGUAUGUCACAAACCUGCUAGUUAUGUAGAGUCCUAGAAAGAAGGAAUGUGAAAAUUAACCCCCCAGCGUUUUAAUGGAAGGCAUCCAUGCAUCCUGGAAAGUUCUAUGCCCCUAGAUAACCUUAUUAAUUUGUAUCAGAAGUUGAAUUGGCAUGGUAUAGAGUUUAGAAUGUGGGCGCUCUUCUUCUGCUCCCUGUGUCUGACUGCUGAUGGUAGCAUACUAUUAAACUGUGUUAAGGCAU
Messenger RNA from Rubroshorea leprosula, 979 nucleotides. NCBI's taxonomy places the organism in Eukaryota, Viridiplantae, Streptophyta, Magnoliopsida, Malvales, Dipterocarpaceae. The record is from the annotation of a GenBank genome assembly.